This is a messenger RNA of Ascochyta rabiei, 360 nucleotides long. RefSeq lists its product as uncharacterized. The coding region runs from base 1 to 360 and encodes 119 amino acids. The record is from RefSeq and is a predicted model, not a curated record. Lineage: Eukaryota; Fungi; Ascomycota; Dothideomycetes; Pleosporales; Didymellaceae. The transcript has a single exon.
AUGUUGCUUGAUCUUCCCUCAGCCCUUGGUUUUCCCAAGGGCAUGCACCCUGUCCUAGCCACCAACGGCCUGAUUGCAGGAGAUGAGGAUGCGCUUGGAAGGCUACGACUCAUUGGCGUCGUCCCCGCUGUCGUUUCCACGCUGGUAGGCGGUAUUCCGCUGCGUCUUGGAGACUUUCCCCCCACCAAUGCUGCGUAUCAAUCCAACAACAACGGCUUGUUCAGCGCCAAUGCAAAGUGCACCAUCGUGCCGGAUGUCCUCUCUGGGCCGGGGCUCUACCCAGAAGCCGUCGAUAUGACAUUCGUCACCGCGCCAACACCUCGUUACUCCAUCAAGGUCCUAAACAGUAUCAUCGACUAA